Molecule: messenger RNA, 2058 nt
Organism: Colletotrichum orchidophilum
Lineage: Eukaryota; Fungi; Ascomycota; Sordariomycetes; Glomerellales; Glomerellaceae
Product: sulfate permease
Exons: 4
Coding region: 1-2058 (685 amino acids)
Biological process (GO): transmembrane transport
Cellular component (GO): membrane
Molecular function (GO): sulfate transmembrane transporter activity
Source: RefSeq, a predicted model, not a curated record
AUGGAGAAGAUCACCCGAAAGGUCGAAAAGGUGAGGGACGAGUUCGCCACAGAUGCCAGUAUUGCACGAGCUCGCGACUUCAUCGUCCAAGGCGCCCCAAAGCUGCCGUCCGCUGCGGGAGUCUACCUCCUCGAAAAGGUCCCCAUUGUCCAAUGGCUCCCUCGUUACAAUCCGAAAUGGCUCAUCACCGACUUCAUUGCCGGUCUGACUGUGGGCGUCAUGCUCAUCCCACAGUCCUUGGCCUACGCAAAGAUUGCAACUAUUCCCAUCGCCAACGGCUUAUACUCAAGUUGGCUGCCAGCUGCGUUUGCGGUCUUCAUGGGAACUUCAAAAGAUCUCUCCACCGGACCGACUUCCAUCUUGGGCCUUCUAACGGCUGAGAUCGUUCGUGACCUGAGUGAAGAAGGAUUCGAUAUCUCAGCAAUUGCCUCAUCCGUUGCCCUCAUGGUCGGAGUUUACUCACUCGUCAUCGGCCUCUUCGGCUUGGGCUUCCUCCUGGACUACGUCUCAUUCCCAGUCCUCACUGGAUUCAUCUCAGCCGCAGCUCUCGUCAUCGCCUUCGGUCAAGUUGGAUCUCUCGUCGGGUUGUCAAACGUGCCAUCCGGUGUUUUCAACGUCAUUGGCGAUGUCCUUCGUCGUCUACCAAAGUGGGACGGGGCAACUUGCGGAAUCGGAUUCGGAACCCUGCUCAUCCUCGUCAUCCUCGAGAAAGUUGGCAAGAAAUACGGCAAGAGACACUUUGCUAUCAAGCUCCUCGCCAACUCCAGGGCCGUCAUUGUCUUGGUCGUCUUCACCCUGAUCAGCUACCUCGUCAACCGCAAUCGCGAAAAAGCAGACUACGCUUGGAAGGUCAGCCAAGUCAGUACACACGGCAUCACCCAUCCCAUCGUACCCGCCUCGAACUUGGUCCAGAAAGUCGCUACCAGGGCCGUUGCCCCUCUUGUUGCCAGCACCCUCGAGCACUUGGCUGUCGGUAAGGCCUUUGGAAAGAAGAACAACUACCAGAUCGACCAGAGCCAGGAGUUCAACUACUUAGGUGUCGUCAACAUUGUCAAUAGUUUCUUCAGCACAAUGCCCGUCGGUGGUGCCAUGUCUCGAACUGCCGUUGCUUCCGAGUGCGGCGUGAAGAGCCCUCUGACCGGUGCGGUUACUGCUGCCUUCAUUCUCUUGACGCUAUAUGUAUUGUCUCCGGCCCUCUAUUGGCUUCCAUCUGCAACUUUAUCUGCCAUCAUUAUCAUGGCUGUUGUCCACCUCUUCGGUCCUUUGUCUCUGUUUUACAAGUUCUGGCGCAUCUCAUUCCCCGAUUUUGUUGCCUCGAUGGUCUCUUUCUGGGUUACCAUCUUUGUUUCGGCUGAGAUUGGUAUCGGUGUUGCUGUCGCAUGGAGUAUUGUCUGGACUCUGCUCCGCUCCACCUUUGUCAAACCCGAAAUCCACUCGAGCAGCGCAGAAACCGCCACCUCCAUCCCGCAGCCCAUCACUCGCAUCACCAGCGCUGGCGGCCGCCAAGUCACCGAUGAACGCAUGGAAAAUGCGCGCAUCUCCAUCCCGGGCGACACCAUCGUCGUCGCUUUUAAUGACGCCAUCUUCUUCCCCAACGCCGAGCGCGCAAAGACCUCGACGCUCACGGCUAUCAAGCUGGUGUACCCGCGCGUCGAGAGCAGUCUGAGUCAAGAUGACAGAGAACGACACUGGAGUGUUGCUGCGGAGAAACGUUUGGAGAGAUUGAGAGCGCAGAAGCAGAUUUGUCUCAAGGAGACACCGCUUACCGUCGUUGUGUGGGAUUUCACCAUGGUGCCGUUUAUCGAUACGUCUGGUAUUUUGACGCUGAAGGAGCUCAAGGAUGAGAUCAAGCUGCAUUCUGGCAAGGGCGUGCAGAUUCGAAUGGUUGGCAUGUCAGACAAGGUUCGGAGUCGAUUCGUAAGAGCCAAUUGGCAUUUGGUCAAUCUCGAAGAAUGGCGAGAGGAGGACGCAGACCUGGUGUACCCCACUAUGGAGACUGCAAUCUGGGAUCGUGAUGAUGGCUCUGGAGCGGAUGUGUUUAGUGAGAAGCAAGAUUAA